Molecule: messenger RNA, 1839 nt
Organism: Plasmodium coatneyi
Lineage: Eukaryota; Apicomplexa; Aconoidasida; Haemosporida; Plasmodiidae
Exons: 3
Coding region: 1-1839 (612 amino acids)
Source: RefSeq, a predicted model, not a curated record
AUGGCAAAGCCGGGAAGGGAGGAAGAUCAAUGUUUGGAAGGUUUACCUUCCGGAAAAGUGUAUAAAGCAUUCGACGAUAAUGUAGGUAAUUCUACUUGUGCCUUUACUGAAAAAAUAAGUAAUUGGGAAAGUUACAUAUAUAUUGACAAUUAUAAGGACAAAAUUAAACAUGGUUUAUGUUAUGCAUCUGAAAAGAAAGAUCAGGAAGAAUUACAUGGGAAGGCAUGUCAAUUUCUAUAUUAUUGGUUAGGUGAAAAAAUGAAGGAAAUACGCGGGGAUUCCUCAUUCCCGAAUGUCAUCGCCAACGUCCAUAAUUUAUUGACAGAAUACGGGUCCAUUUUGCAGUGCACUGAUAUAUACCCUAGCGUGAGUUGGUACAUUUUCAGCGAAAGGAAGAAAUUGUUUGAUUACAAAUAUGGCUACAGUACUCUAAAGAAACAAUCAGGGAGUAAUGGAUGUUCCUGUAAGCAGCAAUAUGAUGAGUACCUACAUAAAGCUGUAGGUGCACAUAGCGCAUUAGUUAGUAUGUGUGAGAGCGAUGGCAGUCCAUAUUGUACCGAAUUUAAGGCGCCCAGUGGAGGGAGAAAUAAUCAUGGCCUGCAAGAAUUGCCAUGCUCCACAGCAUCUGCAGUACUACUUCCUUCAAAGGAAGAAGAGGAGGAAGAAUAUAUGCCCGAGGAAGAGUUGGAACAAAAAUUGGAGCAGCAGGAGGAAGAAGAAUUGGAAGGUUUAAAUUCAGGGAGGGAAUAUAAAUGGUUAGGUAGAAGCACUACGGAAAGUUGUGUUCACUAUGAUCAGACCUUUGAUUACGAUGAACGAGAAAAAGUGAAGGGAGAGCUGCAGACUAGCGGGGUUAAUGAGGGAAAUGGAGAAAAGGUUUUAGGUGGUUGGUGUAAAGCGCAUCAAAAGAAAGGGAGUGAUCUGUCCAAUAGUGAUUAUUGCUAUUAUUUGUACUUUUGGUUGUGGGAUCUAUUAUAUAAGGAACUUAAGGACAUGAGAAAAGUUUCCACAGUUAUGAACGAAAUUUACACAAAAUUGGCCCCUUGGGGAAAGGGAAAAAGUUGCAGCACUAUAUAUAAAAUUACGAAAAGUUUUCCAUUCGACCGAAUGAAAUCCAUCUAUGAUUAUCACCAAGACAAAGAAACCAUAAAAGGGAAGUUAAGUAGUGAAGGAAAUAAGUGUAGUAAAGCACUCUCAAAAUACCUGAAAAAAGCUCUUUCAGCUUACACAAAAAUAAAAACAAAAUGCGAGGUGCCAGGGAAGAAUGGUAAAAAGUCUGAUUAUUGCACCGAUUUCAGUAGAAAAUAUGAACAGUACUUGACUGAACUGUCCACAUUGGCCAAUUGUACUAUUCCUGCUGUGCAGCAGCAAGAACAAGAAGAACAACAACAACAGCAGCAGGAAGAACAACAGGCACAGAUACAAUUUCUAGGUCCUGCUUCUGGUGGAAGUGUCCUACCAGCUGUGUCUGCUGCUGGUGGACUUGCAGUAAUAGGUGUCCCAUUUGUUAGUUUUUUCCUAUAUAAGUACAAUCUUCUACCCCCCUGGAUCAGUAACAAAUUUAAAAGAGGAAGUAAUAGAAGCAGGAAAAGGAGAUUCGCCGUCGAACGCAAUUUCGAAACCCUCACAGCAGACACCUCCACACUAUAUUCAACAGAAAGUUUAACAGCAGAUUCGUCAUCAACAACAAUGGACACAUCUACACACUAUUCCACAGACAAUUCUACCUUAUAUAAUGAAGAACGAUCAUCACGACCAUCACCACCACCUGGCCAAAGAAGAAGGGUAGCAAAUAAUAAUAACAGACAACCUAAGAAUAUAGUUUAUCAGCGCAUAUAG